Molecule: messenger RNA, 2376 nt
Organism: Ciona intestinalis (vase tunicate)
Lineage: Eukaryota; Metazoa; Chordata; Ascidiacea; Phlebobranchia; Cionidae
Source: RefSeq, a predicted model, not a curated record
CCUUUACGUUUCAUUUUAAUUAAAUUCCAUAAAGCUAAUCCCGACACGCAACUCGUGAUAGGAAUAAGAAAUAAGGAUUACUGAAUGCAUUUGUAAAAUCAGAUGGUAUAUAAGGCACAAGUUAUGUCUUGUGUUCACACAUUUGUCUAGCACUUCCAAAGAUGUAUUUAACAGUGUUUACAGUGUACUUGUUUAUCUCAGUUGCGUACGCUCAAUUUCCAAGGAGGUGCACGGAUUCGGAAUCACUGCGAGCAAGAGAGUGUUGCCCAACUUUCACCGACGAUUCAAAAUGCGGGGAAAGUUCGAAUAGAGGAAUAUGCUCGCCAAUCAACACGGCACCACUGGACCUAACACGAAAUGAGACAAUCCAAUUGCUUUUGGACGACAGAGCAUUCUGGCCGCGAGCUUUUUACGAUCGUGCGUGUCGUUGUUAUGGUAACUUCGAUGGUUUAGAUUGUUCGUCAUGCAAGGCAGGUUACCAAGGAGAUAAUUGUGACGUCAGAUCCGCCCUUAGGAUCCGAAGAAACUUUACGUCGAUGGAUAAGACGGAUAUUCAGAAAUUCGUUACAAUUCUUGACGAGUCAAAACGCGUCACGAGCAAAAAUUACGUCAUACUUGUGACGUCAUACGAUCGGAUCCUUGCUGGAGAAGCUCCGGAGUUUCUUAAUAUCUCUGUGUACAACUUGUUCGUGUGGAUGCACGCUUACGUUUCAAGGGAUAACUUAGUCUUUCAGGAUGACGUCAUUAACAGCAGGUUAUUCCCUGACGCAGAUAUAACUCAAGAAAACAGAGCUGAACUCGUCCGCGAACUUUUGAAUGAAAACGUCAACCUUGACGUCACUGCUGACGUCGACUACGCUCAUGAGGGACCAGCUUUUCUUCCUUGGCAUCGAUACUACCUGCUUAAGUGGGAACAAGAGCUGCGUGACGUAGUCGCCAAUGACGUCACUUUUACCAUUCCUUAUUGGGACUGGCGAGAUAAUCAGGACUGUGACGUAUGCAAUGACGUAAUGAUGGGCGGAAAUGACGCAGAUAACGUAACACUUAUCAGCCAGGGGUCCCCGAUUUCAAAAUGGGAGAUUAUUUGCUCCAAAGGAAACGAUUAUAUUGAAGGUGGGUCCCAAUGUACAGGGGCAUCGGAGGGGCCAUUGCUUCGGAGUCCAGGAAACUACGAUCCUACCAAGAUUUCUGGCUUGCCUACGUCACAGGAGGUCGAUGACGUCAUAGUAAUGUCAACAGCUUACGACACAGAUGAUUAUGACGUAGCUGCGAAUCAGAGUUUCCGGAAUUUGGUUGAAGGUUUUGCUAAUACCACCACUGGUGUCGCAGAUCCUUCCAAGAGUUAUCUCCACAAUGCGGUUCAUCUUUUUAUGAAUGGGACAAUGUCUGAAGUUGCUACGUCAGCAAAUGAUCCCAUAUUUGUGCUGCAUCAUGCUUACGUAGAUAGUUUGUAUGAGUUGUGGCUUCGAAGGCGAGGCAUUCAAGGCCGGUUUGACGUCACAGAAGGUGUACAGUUAGGUCACAGAGCCGAUGACUUCAUGGUUCCCUUCUUUCCGCUUGUUAGAAACCGAGCGGGUUUCGCUACCUCCACUCGGCUCGGGUACGUAUACGAUUACAUGGUUGAUGACGUCAUUAACGACGUGGCGAGCGGUGACGGGUUAGCUGAUGACGUCACGGACCCGCCGACGGGUGAAUUCUCGGCUAGAACCAAAUUUUUAUUUCGCGCUUCUUCUGCGGGUGUGGGUUCAAAAUUGGCCGCGUCUCGUUUCGCCGGAAGUAGAAACUCUCAACGCAACUUCCGGUCCCGCCCUCUGGGUGAAGGUGGGUUCACUUUAGAAGGGAAUCUCCCUAACGUGGUACUCACUGCAGGCGAAAGUCAAAUGUUGGUGGCCGAAAAUAAGGCUGCAGCCGUUGACGUCAUUACGUUACCCACUACCGCCACCAUGUGGGAGAAAGUGAAAUCCUGGUUCGUGAACUUGGCCCGAGCGAUUCGGAAUAUGACAUCACGUCAAGUCACGUGGUUCGUGAUCGUUUGUUUGCUGAUAAUGGCGGCGAUGUGGGCGUUCGCUUGUCUUUGUCGUUCUCGAAGAUCCAGAAAACGUCAUUGCUGUUCGUCUAUGACGUGUCGUUGUUGCUAUGACUACGGGAUGCAAGAUGGGGAGGAGGUCGCGCUUCUGGAGACCAAAAGUGAUGUCAUAGUGAAGGGAAAAGUGAUGAAAGCGAAAACCUACAUGUGAUGACGUCACUGUCUAUUCCUGGUGACAUCAAUGCGUAACAGAAUCCUAUACUUGAUCAUUUUAGGAGAUAUAUCUAUUUUCAGUGUUUCCCGUUUUAUCUUGUAAAUUGAAUCUGAAUAAAAACUUCUGUGCAACUCUA